UGCUUCUAUUCUACUCUCUUUUGGCAACUGCAAAUAUAUAAAACAGAGAAAACCAUCAUCAUAUAUAAAAACCUCCAUAGAUUUUUCUCUGCCCAUAAACACAAAAAACCUUUCAAAAUGGCAGAGAAUAACACUAUGGAAUCUGUCAGGAAAUGGGUUGUCGAACACAAACUUCGAACAGUUGGGUGUUUGUGGCUUAGUGGAAUUGCGGGUUCAAUUGCUUACAAUUGGUCUCAACCUCAUAUGAAAACUAGCGUUAAGAUCAUUCAUGCCAGGCUGCACGCACAGGCGCUCACACUUGCUGCAUUAGCUGGGGCUGCAGUUGUCGAGUACUAUGACCAUAGCUCAGGAGCUAAAGCAGAACGUGUUGCCAAGUUCCUCCAACCGCAAGCCCAUUCUCACAAGGAAUGAAUCACUAAUUCAAUGAAUAAAAACCAAACUGAUUAGGCACAGCUUUGUAUGGAAAAGUUUUACUAUAUCAAAUUUUUAGUACUGGGUUUCCUCCUUAGGAUAUGUGAUUAAUGUGGGCAUGCUGCUACGCCAGCACGAGUCCCUUUUCUGAAGGGCUAAUGAACUUUGUGGCUAUAAUUGUAGCUUUCUUGGCUAAGAUCAGACAUCAUUCCCAAUUCAUUUUGAUUUUUGUGUGGUUUA
This is a messenger RNA of Solanum tuberosum (potato), 651 nucleotides long. RefSeq lists its product as uncharacterized. Lineage: Eukaryota; Viridiplantae; Streptophyta; Magnoliopsida; Solanales; Solanaceae. Bases 118 to 411 code for a protein of 97 amino acids. Gene Ontology annotation, biological process: mitochondrial respiratory chain complex IV assembly. Gene Ontology annotation, cellular component: respiratory chain complex. The transcript has 3 exons. The record is from RefSeq and is a predicted model, not a curated record.